GAUUUCAUCAGCAGUAACGGAUAAAUCUGGAAUAUUCGAUAACGGACAGGGGUUGAACAGAGAAACAAAGAAAUACUUUGUCGGUUUGCCCUUUUGUAUUAUGUAGUGAAUACGGUGAAUACGUGGGAACAGGUAUCUGUUAAAAACUGAUGACUGGUCAAGAAGAAGAGUAGAUUUAAAAUAUUUCUUUAAAUGGCUUAACCAAGAAAUUGUUUUAUAGUUUAAUAUAUCCUUGGUUGUGGAUCUGUAGGUGCUAUGACUUCUAUAAGUAAUUUGUUCGAAAGAAGAAUGGAUGGCACUUACAUAGUCAAUGCGGAUGAAAACGAGAGUCUGUUUGAGACACAGAAUGCAAAUAGAGAUAUUGUAUCUUGUAAUGAAUCUUCCGAGCAGUCCCAGGAGAUUGCAAGUUCUGUUAUUUUAGCAGGAAAUUGGGAUAAUCCAAGAAGACAUCAAUUAUCGGAGGAAAAAACUGUAUCCUCUUUAGGUUCCACUCUAAAUUCUACAAUAUUAGCAGGACAUGUUCCAGCAUUGGAGGCUAGUCUUCCUGUAACUUUUACAUCACUUACUAAACAUAAAUCGACGAAAGAUAUUUAUUCUUCCGGAGCCGUACCAAUAAGUGAUAAUAAUUCAAACGAACUUAAUAAAAGUAUUUAUGUUUCAUCCAAGAAAGAUAUCAGUGAACAACACGAUGUAUUGUCCCUAAAAGGUUUUAAAGAUGAUUCUGAUGUAAUACAAAGUACAGAAGAAAAUGUACAAUUUAAAGACAGUAUUGAUAGUACAAAAUAUAAUUCACUUAAAUCUCUUUUCACGCUCCCAAAGGAAAAAGAUGUACAUUUACCUAUUAUUAAAAUAACUCCACCGGUAGAGGAUAAAGCGUGCCUCAAAGUUCAAUCAGAAACUGACUAUUCAUCGAGUAGUGUCGUAAGCUCCACUUCAAAACUCUCUGAAAGUUGGGAAACUGACUUUAGCGAGUCUGAAAAAGGAGUUAUCGAAAGUGUUAAAAGUCCUUAUGUACGGUGCAUUCCAUUUAUUGACGAUUGCCCCAAAUCAACCCCAUAUCCAGGACAAAUCAAAAGUUUUAACACAAUUAUUAGCGAGUCUACUAUUAGGAAAGAAAGUUUUAAUAAAUGUCAUGAUGCAACGGUUGUUAAAUUGAAAGAUCAAAGCAAAUCAUUUUUAUCUGUUUUGAAUAAAACCUAUUCUUCUGGUGCAGAGAGAAACCCAGAGACUGAUGAUAUUAUUCCAACACGGUACCUGCAAAAAUUUGCUUCCUCUCCAGAAGCUUUUACUAGGAAAUUAGUGACUAUCAUAGAAGAGUCGAUUAUGGAAUGUGAUUCGGGCAAUAAAUCUGGCAUGAGUUUAAGUAAAUUCACAAAAGAAUUCAAGAAGAUGUGUAAAUUUAUAGAAGACGAAUCUGUUCCUGAAGGUUUUUUACUUUGUGAUACCAAUUUGUCUAUGCAAGAAGAGAAAAGACAAAAUUAUAGUGUAGAGGUUGAGUCUCACGAAAGAACAAGAGAUGCAAACCAAUACAGAAAAGAAGAUAGCAAAGCAGCGUUCUCAAACAUUGUAUCGGCACAACCACAUUUUUUAAAUCAGUCUCCAGACAAAAAUAAAAAAAUGGAUCGCUUCAAAUUUGUACAAAGCAAUAAAGUAUGGAAUGAUCUAUCUCCAAAGAAAAUAGAAAUUGAUAAAGAAUUAAAUAACGACAGUAUCUCUUCGUUUCUUGAGUGGGAAAAUCUUUGUAAUGCACUGUAUUCGGAUCAGGAAUGUCCAGAUAAUAGCCAACCCAGUACACCGUCAGUGGAAUUCACUUCUUGUCCAACCGAAAGUGAUACUUAUUUAACUGCAUCUGAGCGACAGAUGUCUUUGCUGAUGAUAGAAAGUUUGGUAGAAAAUGAGAAUAUCAAAAAACUGUCAGGAUCGGACAUUUUAAAGAACAAGAAAUCUCCGAAUACUGAACAAUUCUACAAACGUAGAUUAAACAGCUUAAAUAGAAAGGCAACGUCUUCUAAGGAUGAUCAAGGGUCGUAUUCCGAGAAAGAAUUAACAGCGAACACAUUAUUGGAAUUAAGAAAGAAACGACAGAGGUGUUUUGAUGCAGCAAAGGCAGCGUCAGCUAUUACAGAAAAAUGUACGAUAGAUGAAAGUGAAGAAUUUGCAGGAAGACAGAAAUCAGAUGUGCCAAAAUCAUUGCAGUGCAAUGCAAAAUUUGAGCGAACGCUUUCCAUCUGCGCAGGUUAUUAUUCUGAGUUGAUGAAUACAUUUCAGUCAUAUGCCACAGUACCUCCAAAAGUUGAGAAUCUCAAACCAAGUGAAAAGACUAAAAGUCUUUUAAAAUCCAAUACUGCUUCCGUCAACCGUAAACCUGUGAAAUCUGUGAAAUUGGUUAAAUCAACACAGAGAGUUCAGCUUGGCGCCAGUAAAAAUUCUGCUUCGACAGAAAAAGGCAAUACUAUGAGGACAGUCAGUUGUAAAACAACAUUGCAAAGAAGAGUGCCUAAAGCUUUACCUACUGAAAAGACAAAACAGUUGUCUUCGAAUGUAGUUCAGAAAGACUUCAGAAAGAACAAGGGCUUGAAUACUACAUUUUUACAGUUAAGUAGUAAGAAGCGUAAAGCUGAGCAUGUAUCACCAAUUUUCAAAGACGGAAAACAUAUUGUUAUGAAGACGAAAGAAUUAAAUGAAGCAAAGUCUGAACGACCACAAAGUGUUAAAGCUACUCGAAGUCCACUUAAUGCAAAUUACUCGCCUCAAAAGUUACCAAAAAAUAUGUCUCCAAAACCUUUGUCACCUCUGGUUUUACCAAAAUCUCGAUUA
Orussus abietinus is the source of this 2817-nucleotide messenger RNA. RefSeq lists its product as uncharacterized. The transcript is spliced from 3 exons. The record is from RefSeq and is a predicted model, not a curated record. Lineage: Eukaryota; Metazoa; Arthropoda; Insecta; Hymenoptera; Orussidae. The annotation marks the transcript as partial.